Photinus pyralis (common eastern firefly) is the source of this 2041-nucleotide messenger RNA. RefSeq lists its product as uncharacterized. The record is from RefSeq and is a predicted model, not a curated record. Lineage: Eukaryota; Metazoa; Arthropoda; Insecta; Coleoptera; Lampyridae. The transcript has 3 exons. Bases 1130 to 2005 code for a protein of 291 amino acids.
AUCAUUUUUUGAAAUGUACAAUAUGUAAUAUGUAUAAUUUAAUCUUGGUUAGGUAUAAAAUUAUGAUAAACAGCCGCUCAGUUUUUCUUGCCACUUAAUCAUAAUGAUUUAAACACAUUUGUCUUCGACUCGUUAAUCUUACAUUAAUUGCAAACUGUUAAAUGCUUCUAGUGCUGAAUGUUUGGUCAUAAACGCUGCGGUUAAGUGAGCAGAGUGUUUCUUAGACUCUUAGUCUUCACCGUGGCAUUAAUAACGUAUACGUUUGAUGUUAAAAAAUUACGACUUUAACGAUGCGAGACACUAUACCUGUGUAAUUGUACAAGAUGAUGGAAUUUUAAUCACACGCUUUGUAAAGGAAUAACCUACUAAAAUCAAAAAAUCCUUCUUUUUCUAUAAUAAAAUCAAAUAGCGGGAGGAAGGUUAUUAGCGAUCGCAGCUGCUGGCGUCAAAGGAAAUAAUUAGGACAGUAAAGACCACCAACGGAGUAAUUAAAUCCCGAUUUUUAUUGAAUCACUAAAUUCGUUAUGAGGAUAUGUAUUUCAGAAUGCUUUAAAUCUUUAAUGUAAAUGCAAAUCUGUUUUGCUUAGUGGCGCGUCCGAGAUAAAAGUAACCAAAAUUGGAAUGGUGAUCGCGAAUUCCUCGUAAUUCUAGGUCAUGAAUUGCACAGCAAAAAUUGUUUCAAUUUCCAUUAUUAAAGUCUAGCAACUUUCUUUUAUUAAACACAUGGCCCGAUGGCCGUAUGUGUAGAUGAAACCAAAUUGAUUUCUCGGACAUAAGUAUUAAUAAUUCCAUCCUAUAAACCUACCUUGUUUAUCCCGAAAUCCUAAGGUGGAGUGUGCAGGUACUGCAGGAUAGUAAUUGCAUCUCAAAAAUCGUUACACAUGGUAAGUACCUUUUUACUUAAAAAAUAAGUAAUUUAAUGUAGUUUACCUGAUAGACUGCCCUUCAACUUGUGGCGACCAUGACAAUAUAGGUGGUUGUCUAGGUAGAAUAAUAAAUAAUUAAUAUUUGAUAUUCUGUUAUAUUUUCAAAUCGCUAAUAGUUCUUUUACUGUAUUUUGUAAUAAAACGCUACAAUUUGGUGACCCCGACUUGAGACGUGAGUGAUUACGUGCGGACACAUCUGAAAAAUGGAACAACAACUACAGGAACAACAAACGCUCAUCGCGCGACUGCAGGAACAAUUAGCGCAAAGUCGACAACAACCGGAACCUACAACAGAUACGAUAGAGGAGAUUAGAAAGGUUAAAUUACCAAUUUUUUGGCAAAAGGAUCCCGUCCUAUGGUUUGCACAAGUAGAUGCCCAAUUUCAUACGUAUAAAAUCAGGUCAGACAUCACAAGAUUUUUCACAGUGGUAGCUGCACUAGAUUGUAAUGUAUUACAAGUCUCCGACGUCGUGGCUAAUCCACCCUCGACAGACAAAUACGAGACCAUAAAGAAGAAACUCAUUGCGGCGUAUUCUGACUCGCAGGAUCGUCAGUUGCGCAAGCUGCUUAAUGAAAUUGAAUUAGGUGAUCACAAACCUUCCCAAUUACUGCGACAGAUGAGAAGCUUAGCAGAUAAACGCAUUAACGAAGACGUACUGAAGACCCUGUGGGUGCAACGCUUGCCUCAAAAUGUCCAGCUCAUUCUUUCUGCCAGCGAAGGUGUCACGUUGGAUAAGAUGGCCGACGUCGCAGACAAACUUGUGGAAAUAUACGCUUCUGGGUCGAUUUCUGCAGUCAACCGUGCUGCGUCUCCCAGACGCACGGACAUGUCAGAAUCUGCAUCUGCAUUAUUAGUAAUGCAAAAACAAAUUGAGAUGCUCACUGACAUGGUUAAAACCCUCACCACUGAUAGAGGACGUUCACAACAGCGUUAUGGUCGAUCUAAAUCUCGUUCACGCACACACUCCGGUAACUUUAGACAUCGCCCAGCAGAGGAAGUUUGUUACUACCAUGCCAGUUUCGGUGAAAAGGCAAGAAAAUGCAAGCCUCCCUGUAAUUUCAAGCCGAAGGAAAACUAAACAACCCACCGACACAUGAGGCAGUGUUCGGGGGUA